ACACACACACACACACACCCUCUGAUCUAUCUCUUAUGGCUGAAAGUCCAUCUCAAUAGGUGGGUAAAUAAAGUUUCUGAUUUAUGUAACUGGGACUACUUAUUAAACCAUAUCUCCUUUUCCCAAGUGAAAUAUGUGGUUGUCUUCUGAGUAUAAAUCAUCUUCAAAGACAGACUCAUUGUUUAACAAAACUGGAAUGCUUAGGACAGCCUACAAAGUGAUUACCAGUUGCUUCUAGAGACAGCAGUCUGAGUAACAGUGAAGGAUAUGCUGGAAGAUCAUACAGGGAAGUCCUCCUUUGUUAGAUGCCUGUACUGUAGUGGCUUUGUAGUUGAAUGCAAGAGACCGGUUUAUGGCACAAGUCUGUCUUUGAUUAGAAAUAUUCUGCUCUGUUCUUGUUCUUGUAAGUAUUUACAGUCUGCCACAUUUUUUUUUCCCAACCUGCAGGGGGGAAUAGGAGGUGAAUUGUGUGUCCUCCUAGCAGCCUUCAAUUAAACUCAGACUGCCAUAGAUCAAACAACAGAACAGAUGGAUAAUGGAGACUGGGGAUAUAUGAUGACUGAUCCAGUCACAAUAAAUGUGGGUGGACACUUGUAUACAACAUCCCUCACCACUCUAACAAGAUAUCCCGAUUCAAUGCUUGGGGCCAUGUUCGGGGGAGACUUCCCCACUGCCAGGGACUCUCAGGGCAAUUACUUCAUUGACCGAGAUGGACCACUUUUCCGGUAUGUUCUUAACUUUUUAAGGACUUCAGAGUUGACUUUGCCACUGGACUUCAAGGAAUUUGACUUGUUACGAAAAGAAGCAGAUUUUUAUCAAAUUGAACCCCUAAUCCAAUGUCUUAAUGACCCCAAGCCUUUGUAUCCUGUGGAUACCUUUGAGGAAGUAGUGGAGUUGUCCAGCACACGGAAACUUUCCAAAUAUUCCAAUCCAGUGGCAGUAAUCAUAACGCAGUUAACCAUCACAACUAAGGUCCAUUCAUUACUGGAAGGCAUUUCAAACCACUUUACCAAGUGGAAUAAGCACAUGAUGGACACAAGAGACUGCCAAGUUUCCUUUACUUUUGGGCCAUGUGAUUACCACCAGGAAGUUUCCCUCAGAGUCCAUCUGAUGGAGUACAUUACAAAACAAGGUUUCACUAUCAGAAAUACAAGAGUUCACCAUAUGAGCGAGCGGGCCAAUGAAAAUACAGUGGAGCACAACUGGACUUUCUGUAGACUGGCACGGAAAACGGAUGACUGAUGUAUGACUCCACAGAUGCCAUUUCAGUGGUUACAUGCAACUUCCUGGAACAGCAUACCUGAGAGAAUCUGGUUUUGACUAAAGCAACAGCAUGGGCUUUUUUUAUGAGAUUAUUUAUUGAUAACCAUUAAGGACUGGAGAAGUUACAUGCUCUAGCAGAUCUGUUUUUUGUCUUGUUCAGAAAAAGAUAUGCAUGUGCUUGUUCACACUGUUAAGACACUUUUUUAAAGAGGGAGUCUUAAAAAUCAGUAUGGUAGGAAGUUUGAUGUCAGCUCUUUCAACCUAAAGUGCUAAAUUCACCUAUUUAAAUGGUCUCUAAUCCAUUUAAUGCUAAAACACUGGGAGUAAAGAACAAACAGGAUUUAAGAUGCAGAUGGGGGAAGUGCUAGCAUCAUGUAAACUAACCUAGUUUCUAAAUCAAUAAACAGUAUUGUAAUAUUUUAGGAAAACAAAUCCUACCCUUUUAAAGUACUUGUUAAGUACGGCUUUUUACAGUUAUUACAACUGUUUUUCUAUGCAUAUAAAUCAAGCAACCAAAUAUUAUCUGUAGCCAUGAAAAUGUGAUUAGAAAUAUUUAUACUGGAUUCUGAAUGCAAAAUAUCCCUGUGGUAGAAUUCAUAUUUUUAAUGCCUGGUGAAAUAUUAUUCCCAAGUGUAAUGCCUGCCAGCAAGAAGCUAAUAAAAUGUCAAAUAUGGAAA
This is a messenger RNA of Chrysemys picta bellii (western painted turtle), 1940 nucleotides long. Lineage: Eukaryota; Metazoa; Chordata; Testudines; Emydidae. The record is from RefSeq and is a predicted model, not a curated record.